GAGGAAGUGUUGUUGGAGACGAAAGGAAGCCGAUCCAAUUCCGCAGACUCGAUCGCUCGUCGAAGAAGAAGAAGAGAUGGCGGCGGCGGUGCAGGUCGCGUCAGCGCUCUCGGUGCCCCUCCUCUCGGCGCUCCUCGGCGGCGCCGUCGCGCUCGUUUUCCUCGCCGGCUACCUCCGCCGCAAGCGGGCCGACAUCGCGCACGUGCCACCCUCCGCCACCGCCGCCGCCGCCGACCUGCCCAAGCAGGUCCGCCUCUCCAACCAGCACAAGAAGGGCGGCCACGCCCGCCCCCACCACCACGCCGCCGCCGACAAGGAUGCUGCGAAGAAGCACCACCACUUCGACCUCAACACCUUGAGGGGGCACACUGACGGCGUCACUGCACUUGACUUCUCCAGCGACGGCAGCAACCUGGCCACCGUGUGCGCUGAUGGAGCUGUGAGAGUAUUCAGGAUCGAUGACGCGUCAAGCAAGAGCUUUAAGAUUCUGAGGAUCAACUUGCCUGCUGGGGCACAUCCUACAGCAAUCGCUUUCUCAGAAGGGUCGUCAUCUGUUGUUGUGGCGGCACAGGCGCUCUUAGGCUCGUCUCUCUAUAUGUAUGCGGAUGUUAGUGCUCCGCCAACUGCGGGAAACAAACAGCAGGGCAAGCUUUCUCCUCCUGAGAUCAAGUGGGAUCACAAAAAGAUUCAUGGCAAGGAAUCAGUGCUGAACCUUGCUGCAGCGCGCGCGACUCAUGGGACUGGUGAUGGGAGCACAAUAGUGAUUUCUUGCUCUGAAGCAACGGAUAUCAAAAUUUGGCAUGGAAAGAGCGGAAAGGAGUUGGGAACAGUUGACACUAAUCAGUUGAAAAACAAUAUGGCCGACAUAUCCCCAAAUGGCCGCUUCAUAGCUGCUGCAGCUUUCACUGCUGAUGUCAAGGUGUGGGAGAUUGUUUAUUUGAAGGAUAGUUCAGUUAAGGAGGUUAACAGAGUUAUGCAACUCAAGGGUCACAAGAGCGCUGUUACUAGCUUGUGUUUUGCUCCGGAUUCUGAGAAGAUUAUUACUGCAUCAAAAGAUGGAACCAUUCGAGUAUGGAAUAUCAAUGUAAGGUAUCACCUUGACGAAGAUCCAAAAACCUUGAGAGUUUUUCCAAUUCCGCUGCAUGAUUCAAAAGGUUCAGUUUGCCUGUACAAUCACAUGGGCAUCUCCCCAGAUGGGAAAGUUCUGGCUGUAACAAGUGGAUCAACGUUGCAAUGGCUAUGUGCAGAAACUGGUACAGUUUUAGAUACAGCUGAGAAAGCUCAUGAAGGUGAUAUAUCUGGCAUUGCCUGGGCUCCACAGACAAUUCCAAAUGGUGGCCCUCCUGCAUUUGUUUUAGCGAGCUGUGGGGAUGACAAAAAGGUGAAACUGUGGUUAGCUCCAGAGGUUAGUUCAACAUGAGUGGUUGAUCGGAUCACGGUCAUCCUCUACAAGACAGCUUACCACAGUGAACAAUAAGAAAGAUGGAGAGGUUCAAAUGUAGCCAAGUUUUAUACAUGCACAGAAUCUCAGUUUGGUUCCUUUGAGUUUGAGCCUAGUCUUAUCCUGCCUGACAAGAGUUGUCGAAAAUAGGGAGAGGGAGAAAGAGAUAGGGUGUGUUAUCAAGACUGGCAUCAAUCAUGGCACUAUAGUCUCUGUUGAAUCGGUUGCCUUUGGUAAAAAAAUCUUUAAGUUCUCUCUGGAGUGGUUUGUUCUCUUAACCAGAAAUGGUAUUGCAGUCAUGGAAUUCGUCUGACUAGGCUAUGCUGAGACGACAUAGUUUUUGUUGAUGCUAUGGUGCUUUUGAAAUGUUUGGUUUACGGAUUGCUUUUGACAUUUUGCUGGAUGACAUUGCUAGUUAUAUUGAGAAACAAGUGGGAAAAGGGAGAUUGAUUUAGAAAUGAA
This is a messenger RNA of Brachypodium distachyon (stiff brome), 1903 nucleotides long. RefSeq names its product transducin beta-like protein 2. Gene Ontology annotation, molecular function: protein binding. Lineage: Eukaryota; Viridiplantae; Streptophyta; Magnoliopsida; Poales; Poaceae. The record is from RefSeq and is a predicted model, not a curated record. The transcript is spliced from 10 exons. The coding region runs from base 77 to 1420 and encodes 447 amino acids.